This is a messenger RNA of Trypanosoma cruzi, 3960 nucleotides long. RefSeq lists its product as uncharacterized. The transcript has a single exon. Lineage: Eukaryota; Euglenozoa; Kinetoplastea; Trypanosomatida; Trypanosomatidae. The record is from RefSeq and is a predicted model, not a curated record. The coding region runs from base 1 to 3960 and encodes 1319 amino acids.
AUGUUUGGUGCUAUCCGCAGCGACUCGCCAUCAGCCUCUUCUUACAAGGGCAGUGAGAAUUUUUCCAGAAGUCGGGAAAACUCGCGUGGGUACAUUGACUCCGAUGCCACAAGUUCUGUCAGCUCCAAAGAAGAAGACCGCCUUGUCACUGGCCUCAGAAUUGAAAUCGACUUCCGUGAAGAGCGCAUAAAAGAACUUGAGGAGUCAUAUAAUCAGCUUUCGCGAAAGUCGGAAUUUGACAAGGGUCAAAUGCGGUCCCAGCUCCAACAGGCAGAAAAUAAUAUCGCCAAUUUCAAAAAAGAAAUGACGAAGCUACGAGAAAAAGUGAAGAGGGCCGAGAAAGAAAAAUUGGACGCCAUUAACCGGGCAACCAAGCUGGAAGAGGAAAGAAACCAAGCGAACAAAGCAGCACACAAGGCAGAGGAGGAAAAAGCUAAAACAUUUCAACGCCUUAUAACAUUUGAGUCGGAAAAUAUAAACUUAAAGAAAAAGCCAAAUGACGCAGUUUCAAAUCCGGAUAAGAGAAAAAAUUCUGAAACCGCAAAAACUGCCGAAGCGGAGAAACAGAGGGCAGCUGAAGCCACGAAGGUUGCUGAAGCGGAGAAGCGUAAGGCAGCCGAGGCCACGAAGGUUGCUGAAGCGGAGAAGCGUAAGGCAGCCGAGGCCGUGGAAGCGGAGAAGCGUAAGGCAGCCGAGGCCACGAAGGUUGCUGAAGCGGAGAAGCAGAAGGCAGCUGAAGCCACGAAGGUUGCCGAAGCGGAGAAGCAGAAGGCAGCUGAGGCCACGAAGGUUGCUGAAGCGGAGAAGCAGAAGGCAGCUGAAGCCACGAAGGUUGCUGAAGCGGAGAAGCAGAGGGCAGCUGAGGCCACGAAGGUUGCUGAAGCGGAGAAGCAGAGGGCAGCUGAGGCCACGAAGGUUGCUGAAGCGGAGAAGCAGAAGGCAGCUGAAGCCACGAAGGUUGCCGAAGCGGAGAAGCAGAAGGCAGCUGAAGCCACGAAGGUUGCCGAAGCGGAGAAGCAGAAGGCAGCUGAAGCCACGAAGGUUGCUGAAGCGGAGAAGCAGAGGGCAGCUGAGGCCACGAAGGUUGCUGAAGCGGAGAAGCAGAGGGCAGCUGAGGCCACGAAGGUUGCUGAAGCGGAGAAGCAGAAGGCAGCUGAAGCCACGAAGGUUGCCGAAGCGGAGAAGCAGAGGGCAGCUGAGGCCACGAAGGUUGCUGAAGCGGAGAAGCAGAAGGCAGCUGAAGCCACGAAGGUUGCUGAAGCGGAGAAGCAGAGGGCAGCUGAGGCCACGAAGGUUGCUGAAGCGGAGAAGCAGAGGGCAGCUGAGGCCACGAAGGUUGCUGAAGCGGAGAAGCAGAGGGCAGCUGAGGCCACGAAGGUUGCCGAAGCGGAGAAGCAGAAGGCAGCUGAGGCCACGAAGGUUGCCGAAGCGGAGAAGCGUAAGGCAGCCGAGGCCGUGGAAGCGGAGAAGCGUAAGGCAGCCGAGGCCACGAAGGCUGCUGAAGCGGAGAAGCAGAAGGCAGCUGAGGCCACGAAGGUUGCUGAAGCGGAGAAGCGUAAGGCAGCCGAGGCCACGAAGGCUGCCGAAGCGGAGAAGCAGAAGGCAGCUGAGGCCACGAAGGCCGUGGAAGCGGAGAAGCGUAAGGCAGCUGAGGCCACGAAGGCUGCUGAAGCGGAGAAGCAGAAGGCAGCUGAGGCCACGAAGGUUGCUGAAGCGGAGAAGCGUAAGGCAGCCGAGGCCGUGGAAACGGAGAAGCGUAAGGCAGCUGAGGCCACGAAGGCUGCCGAAGCGGAGAAGCAGAAGGCAGCUGAGGCCACGAAGGUUGCUGAAGCGGAGAAGCAGAGGGCAGCUGAGGCCACGAAGGUUGCUGAAGCGGAGAAGCAGAAGGCAGCUGAAGCCACGAAGGUUGCCGAAGCGGAGAAGCAGAAGGCAGCUGAGGCCACGAAGGUUGCUGAAGCGGAGAAGCAGAAGGCAGCUGAGGCCACGAAGGUUGCUGAAGCGGAGAAGCGUAAGGCAGCCGAGGCCGUGGAAGCGGAGAAGCGUAAGGCAGCCGAGGCCACGAAGGUUGCUGAAGCGGAGAAGCAGAAGGCAGCUGAGGCCACGAAGGCUGCUGAAGCGGAGAAGCAGAGGGCAGCUGAGGCCACGAAGGCUGCUGAAGCGGAGAAGCGUAAGGCAGCUGAGGCCACGAAGGUUGCUGAAGCGGAGAAGCAGAGGGCAGCUGAGGCCACGAAGGUUGCUGAAGCGGAGAAGCGUAAUGCAGCUGAGGCCACGAAGGUUGCUGAAGCGGAGAAGCGUAAGGCAGCUGAGGCCACGAAGGUUGCUGAAGCGGAGAAGCGUAAGGCAGCUGAAGCCACGAAGGUUGCCGAAGCGGAGAAGCAGAAGGCAGCUGAGGCCACGAAGGCUGCUGAAGCGGAGAAGCAGAGGGCAGCUGAGGCCACGAAGGCUGCUGAAGCGGAGAAGCGUAAGGCAGCUGAGGCCACGAAGGUUGCUGAAGCGGAGAAGCAGAGGGCAGCUGAGGCCACGAAGGUUGCUGAAGCGGAGAAGCGUAAUGCAGCUGAGGCCACGAAGGUUGCUGAAGCGGAGAAGCAGAGGGCAGCUGAGGCCACGAAGGUUGCUGAAGCGGAGAAGCAGAGGGCAGCUGAAGCCACGAAGGUUGCCGAAGCGGAGAAGCAGAAGGCAGCUGAGGCCACGAAGGUUGCUGAAGCGGAGAAGCAGAGGGCAGCUGAGGCCACGAAGGUUGCUGAAGCGGAGAAGCGUAAGGCAGCUGAGGCCACGAAGGUUGCUGAAGCGGAGAAGCGUAAGGCAGCUGAGGCCACGAAGGUUGCUGAAGCGGAGAAGCAGAGGGCAGCUGAGGCCACGAAGGUUGCUGAAGCGGAGAAGCAGAGGGCAGCUGAGGCCACGAAGGUUGCUGAAGCGGAGAAGCGUAAGGCAGCUGAAGCCACGAAGGUUGCCGAAGCGGAGAAGCAGAAGGCAGCUGAGGCCACGAAGGUUGCUGAAGCGGAGAAGCAGAAGGCAGCUGAAGCCACGAAGGUUGCCGAAGCGGAGAAGCAGAAGGCAGCUGAGGCCACGAAGGUUGCUGAAGCGGAGAAGCAGAAGGCAGCUGAAGCCACGAAGGUUGCCGAAGCGGAGAAGCAGAAGGCAGCUGAAGCCACGAAGGUUGCCGAAGCGGAGAAGCAGAAGGCAGCUGAGGCCACGAAGGUUGCUGAAGCGGAGAAGCAGAAGGCAGCUGAAGCCACGAAGGUUGCCGAAGCGGAGAAGCAGAAGGCAGCUGAGGCCACGAAGGUUGCCGAAGCGGAGAAGCAGAAGGCAGCUGAGGCCACGAAGGUUGCUGAAGCGGAGAAGCGUAAGGCAGCCGAGGCCGUGGAAGCGGAGAAGCGUAAGGCAGCUGAGGCCACGAAGGUUGCUGAAGCGGAGAAGCGUAAGGCAGCUGAAGCCACGAAGGUUGCCGAAGCGGAGAAGCAGAAGGCAGCUGAGGCCACGAAGGUUGCUGAAGCGGAGAAGCAGAAGGCAGCUGAAGCCACGAAGGUUGCCGAAGCGGAGAAGCAGAAGGCAGCUGAAGCCACGAAGGUUGCCGAAGCGGAGAAGCAGAAGGCAGCUGAGGCCACGAAGGUUGCUGAAGCGGAGAAGCGUAAGGCAGCUGAGGCCACGAAGGUUGCUGAAGCGGAGAAGCGUAAGGCAGCUGAGGCCACGAAGGUUGCUGAAGCGGAGAAGCGUAAGGCUGCCGAGGCCGCCAAGGCCGUGGAGUCACAGAAGCAGAGAUUCUUAGAACGUUUUUCGGUUCUUGAGGAGGAGAAAAAGGCAGCCUUAAGGGCGGCGGAGAUGGAGAGGAAGAAAAUAACAAACAUAAUGAAGAAUAAAGGUGUACGCAGUUCGGAUUCGGUGCCGCUUGUGGAGGGUAAUCGCUCUGUUACUGAGAGUUCGUGUAGAAAUCGGUUUCGUUUUUCAUGUUCAGUAAUGUGA